GAUUUUGUUCAGUCUACCGCGAUUGACUCGACUGUGCGGUGGGUUAAGCUUCUUAAACGUGUGAAAUUCCAAACGCUUGGACUUCAGUGUCGGAGCAACUGGGUCCACAGCCGGUAAACCGUCUCGAAUUAUUAAGAAAGGAAUGUAACCUCUAGUGACGGCUUAUGAACACCAUAAGUCGUUCAAUUGUCGCGCUUCAGCCCUGUCUUUAUUCGUCAAGAGAAAGCCCAACCUCAGACCUGCAGCAUCGAAUUGGCUCAACAAUAAAUCACUAGCAAGAGGCGACAGGGUCUUCGAUUAUCGAUGGGUUGAGAACGCCAAGUAAUUUCCUCCUUUCUAUCUUUCUCCCUUUUUUGUCGAUCCGUCUCUGUCUUUUUAUUUCAUUUCCAAUUUUCCCUCUCUCUUUCUCUUUUUUAUUCUGUCUCCUUUCGAUACUAUAAACACCAAUUUCUUCCUGCCCUAUUCGUAAUUACAAUUACCAAGGUGGUUAGCUCACCGAUGAGCAAUGCUGAAGGUCGUGGGGGCCUCCUGGCUUCAAACCAGGAUUUCUACCUAUAUUCUCGUUGCCGUUGGCCUUCUGGGCAUCGGCGCCGUUCUGAUCGGAGAAUUUGGCAGAGAUCAGAAAGAUGGAACAUACUCAGCAACUGUUUUUUGGAAUCCCAAAGGCAGAUAUUAUCGAAUCGACUUCUGGGGCCAAGGAAAUAAUCUUGUUUCUGUGUCGAAAGGAGCUGCAAGGGCUUACUAUAAAACAAGAAUUCAUGAAACUGGAUGGUCCAUUAUAGAAAUUGAAACAUCGUCAUCCUAUCCGGACUCUGUACAAGCCUACGCAGCUGGUUUUCUCGAAGGGAGUUUGACUUGGCAGUUGAUACAUCAUCACUGGCACAACACUAUCGGCAAUGUUUGUUCCCUAGAAGAGAACGAGCAACAAUGUUUCGUUACAAGGAAAGAGCUUAGAGAAAACGCAGCUGUUGUACGGGAAAGAGCCAAAUUGUUAGCAUCCGAAGAUCCGUUUUGGCACAUGGUCCAUUUAUUUUACGCCCAAUUGGAUGGUAUGGAGGCUGGUUGGCUGUUUGCAGUCCGCCGCAGUCGUCGACCUGUCCAUAUUGAACCCGAAGAUUUUCUGUGGCUCGCAAUGGCAUCUGAGAUACCGAAUGAAUUAUUUACAAUCCCAUCCAAUAACAAAUCAUCGGGACUGAGCGAGGAAAGGGAAAUGUCUUCGAGCGCAAGCAAUAAUGGCGUCAUAUUUGUCAAAUCUUUAGAUCGGUCGAUCAAUGGUCUCGAUCCACUCAUCACCUUUGCACAAAACACCGUGGCCCCGUACUCAAAAAUGCUUCGUUUACUCAAGAGGUACACGUUUGGUUAUCAUCUUUCUGGAAGUAAACAUUCACCUCGUGCCCCAACACGUUCGAUCUCCAUGUCAUCAUAUCCCGGAGCAUUGUCAUCUCACGACGAGUAUUACGUGGUUCAGGGCGGCAGAGACAAAGACGAAACUUUCAUUCUGGCCUCAUUACCACUUCAAAAUUCAUUAAUAACAAACAUUUCGGCAUCUUCAAAGCCAUCAGAUUCGGACGUACAGGAAAAGAAUAAAGACAAUGAUCAGGAGGAAGUAAAGAUUUCAAAUAUUCAAGGGGUUAUGUCGCCGGUUCGAAUAAUGUCGGCAAAUAGAUUGGCAACGGAGACAGAAUCGUGGUUGCGAUUCUUGGCUCGUGGGAAUCUAUCGGAUGAGACUAAAAGUAGCACUGCAAAUUUGCAGUGGGUGACAUUAACACCGAACGACUCUUCGAUCUGGUUAGUCGAACAGCAAAGCUCAACUAUCCGAGCUUUCGAUCUGACGAAUGAUUUUCUAAAAAACGGUUUUGUUUUUUGUAACGGCGAGUCAAUUAUGAAAACAGGAUUGCCAGAAGAACGGCAUAAAAAUAAUAGCAACAGUAAUAACAGCAGUUUUAUGCCUGGACUGCGCCAUCACUCGGAUGCGGACGUUAAUAACUUUUUCUCAGAAAACGUAACGAGCGUUGAUGCCAUCAGGAAUCUCAUGCGUGGUUCUGAUGCGACGUAUUUCGACAAUGAUUUCAACGAAAACCGUAAAAAUACUUCUUUGACAAAUCCCAAUUCGGAUGAAAAACAUGAACCUCCUUUUGAGAACUUUUAUAGUCUUUCUACAAAAUUUAUUUUUCGAGGCGAUCUCGAAAUGCCGUCAAAACCAAUCGGUACAAUUGACAAUAAAAUGAUUCUCGUUACGGCCAAUAGCGUCGAAAGUUUCGAAGCCAGUUGCGGCCCGCCCUUUGGCUACGAAACCGGCGGCUCUCGCGUUGAGCCUUUCGAUUGGUCAAAAUCUUUUUACAACUUGUCACGAAUCGGCCAACCUAAUAAAUUUCAAUUUGAAAGCGUUAUUCCAAAAUGGGUUUGGUUUUAGAAUAAAAUAAUAAGUAACACCAACUUUUCGAUUAUUAGCAGUGCUCUAAUUUUUUUGACUGAUAUAUUUAUAUCUUCAUUUAUGCGGUUUUGAGAACCGCGAUUUUUUAGACAAUUUUUACGUCCUCCACGACUUUGAACGCAAAACCAUGCGCGACGGUAAUCAAAAUAUUGAAAAAUAUUGUGUAUACUGCCUUAUGAAAACAAUAAACGAUUACUGUCGCGUCUCUUUCUA
Molecule: messenger RNA, 2647 nt
Organism: Venturia canescens
Lineage: Eukaryota; Metazoa; Arthropoda; Insecta; Hymenoptera; Ichneumonidae
Gene: lama
Product: lamina ancestor
Exons: 7
Coding region: 506-2413 (635 amino acids)
Biological process (GO): phospholipid catabolic process
Cellular component (GO): extracellular region
Molecular function (GO): glycerophospholipase activity
Source: RefSeq, a predicted model, not a curated record